Messenger RNA from Nezara viridula (southern green stink bug), 2283 nucleotides. NCBI's taxonomy places the organism in Eukaryota, Metazoa, Arthropoda, Insecta, Hemiptera, Pentatomidae. The record is from the annotation of a GenBank genome assembly.
GUGUGCAAAGUGAACUAUCCUCAUGGGUCUCAGAUGGACUUUACUUCUUGUGAUCGUGUGGCUGGUGGCUGCAGCGGAAGGGCAGCGCGGGGUGCCUCCAGUUGGUAGCGAGUACAACGACGUCAGGGUGGACGGCAGCUACCAAUUCGGCUUCCAGACAGGCGACAGAGGGCAGCACUAUCAUGCUGCGGUGGCUAAUCAGCAAAACCAAGUGGCAGGAAGGUUUGGUUCCCUCGACCCGGAAAAGAAGAUAGUGGUAAACACAGAGUACACUGCAGGAAGGCGUGGGUUCAGAGCCCGUGGCCCAAAUAUUGCCCGAAAAAUGGACCUGUCUCAAGCAAAGAUCCCGUACAACCCUCCCGUAAGUCCAGACUCACCAAACUAUAAUCCAACCUACGAUGGAUACCAUGAUCCCAACGAAGACCCUAGCUAUAGUUUCGCCUUUCGAACUCCAACACAAGGAAAGCAAGAGGCCUCGGAUUCGAAUGGUCACGUUAAUGGUAAAUAUUAUUUUUACGACGACAUUGGAGAGCGUCAUGACGUUGCUUAUGAAGCCGGCGCUAGGACAGGAUUCAACGUAAAAACUCCGUUCCCUGAUUCUAAUGUUUUCUCAGGAUUAUUUUACAAAGGUGCUGCUGGAAAACCUGGUGGAAAUCCGAGAGGCAAAACCUCAAUUCUACAAAAACUAGACGGCUCAUACCGUUUUGUAGCUGCUGGACCAGACCAGAGAAGGACUGAACAAAGCGAUGCUGUUGGCAAUGUGAGAGGAUCAUAUACAUAUGUAGAUGACAAGGGUCAACAAAGAACAGUAGAGUACAUAGCGGGUCCAGGCAUAGGAUAUAGAAUUAUAAAAAAAGGAACGGGUGUUUCUUUUCCUAACUUUCCUGUAUUUAUCCCACCACAGACAUCUGGUCCUGUACCCCCUUUUCCCUCAAACACAUCACCUUUUCCUACAACAUCACCAAGUCCAUUUUCUCCGUUAGAUUUGAAUAAUGACGGAUUUCCGGAUGACUUUGGGCUGCAGGGAGACUCCGCUUUUGGAGAUAAAAGACCGCCUGGUAGUUCAGGUGCUGGUAGACCUGGUAGUUCAAACAGUGGUAGACCUGGCGGUUCAAGCGGUGGUAGACCUGGUGGUUCGGGCGCAGGUAGACCCAGCGGUUCAGGUGCUGGUAGACCAAGUGAUUCAGGAUAUGAUCAAGGUACACCUGGUACAUCAGUUGGAGGUUCCACUGGCAGUGGAGAAACAGGUCCUGGGGAUAUCGGAGAAAAUACAAGCGAUGGAUCGCCAAGUUGGUCAUCUACCGAAUCAUCUACAGUUGGAGGAAGCUGGAGUUCUACAACACAAGGCGGUGGUAGCUGGACGACUUCUUCAACACCUACUGUAUCAGGGACUUGGGGUACAACAAAACCUACGGGGAGACCAGGUGUAUUCAAGCCUCCUCCUUCAUUUGGUGGAGAAAGUGAUUCACGUCCAACAGGACCACCAGGAUUGUACAAUGAACCUAAUCCCCCUCCUACAACCGGUUUUUCUGAUCCAACACCAUCUACAGGCCAAGGAAGCUCGACAACAGAAGGCUACCCAGGAUAUCCUGAAGGUUACCCGAGUGGAAGACCGAAACCAGGGUCUCCAACAUUCACACUUCCAGGUCAAUGCUGUCGGCCUGGUCCUCCUCCACCACUAGACAAUCUUCCUUCAGCGUUUCCAGAAGACGACCCAAAUAAACCGUCUAAAAGACCACCUAAACCAGGCACUCCUGAUGAUUUUCUUCAAGCGCCAUUUGAGGAUUUACCGCCAAAAGAGUUCUAUGGCACAAACUACUACAAACCUAAGCCAAUAGCCGCUCCAACAGGAGGAAUUCAAGUAGGGGACAGCACAUUUUUAAGUUCGAACAAGAACUACUUUUCUUUUCCGGCCGGAGUAGCAGUCCGAGCUCACAUUCAGUCCUUAGACAUUCUCCCAUUCGGAUCGAGAAUUCCUUCACCAGGUGCAGCUCUGGAAGCUGGAGUUUCCAAUGCCUCGGGGAGAUAGCGUAUGUAAAUUCAUUUCUAAACUUAUAGCAUUAUAAGAUCUCGCUCAUAAUAGUUAUGCUCUUUAUUUAUUGAAUUUAAAUGAAGGAUUCCAUAACACUAGAGAUUGUACAUAGUUCAUUUUAUCGAAUCCCAUGUGUUUAUUUAUUUCUAUGUAUAGAAUCAUAAAUAUUUGUAAAUAAAAUAUUAUACAAGUUUCAUUGUAUUUCAUUUUAGCUUUUAAGUCUAAAAUCAAUAAUAAAGCAACGGAUAUAC